Molecule: messenger RNA, 1065 nt
Organism: Penicillium brevicompactum
Lineage: Eukaryota; Fungi; Ascomycota; Eurotiomycetes; Eurotiales; Aspergillaceae
Product: putative 6-hexanolactone hydrolase
Exons: 3
Coding region: 1-1065 (354 amino acids)
Molecular function (GO): hydrolase activity
Source: RefSeq, a predicted model, not a curated record
AUGACGACCAGACAUCUACGACCAAACCUGGGCUUUUGGGAGAAGGCUGAUCUCUCUGUUACGCGACUAUUCGUGUUUCCUAGCCUGUUAUACCAUGCGAUCGCCGGCGUCUUUCGUGGAAAGGCCAGUGCUAGGCGUUAUGACCACUUCAUCAUGACAAACGUGAUCCGCAAGUUUGUGACCCGGACGACGGAUCGACAGAAGCAGUACCUGAAUGCGCCAACUGCUGACGCCUACGCGGACGCCAUGAAGAAGCAUGGCUUACAGCCAGAGACUGUAGAUCUCCUUCAUGACGCGAAAGGUCUCUGGCUCGGAAACAAGAAUGCUAAGAAGGUGGUUGUCUACUAUCACGGCGGUGGUUUCGCAAUGCCCGCGAUCCCUGCCUACUUCGAGUUCUGGCUCGAGAUGAUCCGUGCCUUGAACGAGAACGGCCAUGAUGUGGCUGUUUUCUUCUUGCGUUAUACUCUCACUCCACAUGCACAGUAUCCAACUCAGCUCCGACAGGCGGUUGAGGCUCUGAGGUACAUUGUCAAUGAGACUGGUCGCUCCCCAGCUGAUAUCAUCAUUGGUGGAGACUCAGCUGGUGGUAACCUCACGUCCGCGACACUGCUUCACAUCUCACACCCGCAUCCGGAGAUAGAGCCCCUGGCUCUGUCUGUUCCAUUGGCCGGUACUUUUGCAUACGCACCGUGGGUCAGCUUCAGUACUGAGGGGCCUACGAUGAAGUCCAACCAGUGGAAGGACAUUCUCACAACCGAUCUUCUUACUGGCUGGGCUAAUGCUUACCGUGACGAUAAGAUCGCCGAUAAUUGGGUCGAGCCCUUGAAUGCACCUGCUGAAUGGUGGAAGGAUGUGAAGACGGAGCGGAUCAUGAUUCUCGCUGGUGCGGAUGAGAUGCUCCUUUCGAGCAUUGAAGAAUUUGCGGACAAGAUUAAGUCUGUAUUUCCGGAAACUACAUUUGUGAUUGGGGAGGAUGAGUCGCAUGACGCGCCAUUCUAUAUAUGUGCGAACAAGCCAACUCAGACUGGCACUGAGCUGCGGAAGUGGCUGGCGGCUCGUUUGUAG